Messenger RNA from Microtus oregoni (creeping vole), 1129 nucleotides. RefSeq names its product serine/threonine kinase 19 (gene Whr1). Gene Ontology annotation, biological process: positive regulation of Ras protein signal transduction; protein phosphorylation. Gene Ontology annotation, molecular function: protein serine/threonine kinase activity. Bases 213 to 890 code for a protein of 225 amino acids. Lineage: Eukaryota; Metazoa; Chordata; Mammalia; Rodentia; Cricetidae. The record is from RefSeq and is a predicted model, not a curated record. The transcript has 6 exons.
GUCACUCCGACCCUCGCCAGCCCCUCAGGCAGACGUCAGCUCACACAGCCUCUCCGUGCUGUUUCGGGGUCACUAGCGAAGGCCUAGGUGGAUGAGCUGAGUCUCUUGUCGACUCCCCGAUUUCCCAGGCGAUGGACUUGGGAAAUGGGUUAGUGGAUCGAGGAGGGGAGCGCUGAGCGGCCCGCUGAGCUGGAGGCGGUAGAUCGUUGGCUAUGGCGGCUGCAGAUCCUUCUGGGCCUCUGAACACCAGGCAAAGUCAUGAGGAGGAGACCCCUAGGGAGGCUAGACAGGUGCUGUAUCCCGGUAACCAAGUUCAGAAGGUGAUGAAAGCCAGGCUGCCCCUCGUCAGACAGAAACAAGAGAAGGAGCUUCAAGAGCGAGGAGAGAUCAAGAUCAUCCAGCUAGGCUUUGACUUGGAUGCUCAUGGAAUUGUCUUCACUGAAGACUACAGGACCAGAGUCCUGAAGGCCUGUGAUGGCCGACCGUGUGCUGCAGCAGUGCAGAAGUUCCUGGCCUCGGUGCUCCCAGCCUGUGGAGACCUUAGUUUACAACAGGACCAGAUGACGCAGACUUACGGCUUCAGGGACUCGGAAAUCACGCACCUGGUGAACGCUGGAGUCCUCACUGUCCGAGAUGCUGGGAGCUGGUGGCUGGCUGUGCCUGGAGCUGGGAGAUUCAUCAAGUGCUUUGUGAAAGGGCGCCAGGCUGUACUCAGCAUGGUGCGGAAGGCCAAAUACCGGGAACUUCUCCUGUCAGAGCUGCUGGGCCGUAGGCCCCCUUCAGCAGUGCGGCUCGGCCUUGCAUACCAUGUGCAUGACGUCAUUGGGGCCCAGCUAGUGGACUGUGUCCCCACCAGUUCUGGAACCCUCCUUCGCCUUCCGGAUACGUGAGGACUCAAUUCUUGUACUGUGUAACUCACUGAGUGACAUUCCUGGCAGCGCUGCCCCGGGUGGCUGGUUGGUGCCAGGCUCUGCUGCAGCAGUGGUCGCACCUGACUGCGCCUGUGCACUGCAUCUCUGUUUCUGUGGUGUGGAGCCAGGGCCCUACCAAGGGGACAGGACGGUGGAGGGAGCAGAAAACUGCCCUCCGGGUCAGCUGGAAAUUGCCAAAUAAAAUACUUGUGCCUGUC